Molecule: messenger RNA, 2841 nt
Organism: Kwoniella shivajii
Lineage: Eukaryota; Fungi; Basidiomycota; Tremellomycetes; Tremellales; Cryptococcaceae
Exons: 3
Coding region: 1-2841 (946 amino acids)
Biological process (GO): ribosome biogenesis
Cellular component (GO): nucleus
Molecular function (GO): nucleic acid binding; ATP binding; RNA helicase activity
Source: RefSeq, a predicted model, not a curated record
AUGGCUGACGACGGUAUUGAGCUCAACUUCGCUGUUCCUUCUUCGGGGACAUUGGUCAGACAGGUCUCAGCCAAGAAAGGUGGAAGAUGGACUGAUCGUGUAAAGGCAAAAAGAGAUGCAAGGGAUACAUACAAAAGUCUCAAACAGACUGCAUCCACAGAAUCAACACAGACUCCAACUCCUCAUAUCCCAGUCUUCCCACCUAAGCCUCAGCCUGUCGCAGCCCCUACUCGCACAGUUGACAUAGCACCUCCCAAUCCUAGAGUUCAACCUGCUCCUCAACCUAGAAGCGUCAGUGCCAAUGUCAACGCCGUUGCUGGUCCAUCUCGCCCUCAACAAGCUCCAAGAAACGUCAGCUCGUCUGCUGCAAAACCUCGUGCUUCCGCAACAUCUUAUUCCUCACCUAGACAGACUGUUCCAUCAAGAUUUGAAGCCGGCCCCUCUCGUCUUCCUGGAUCUACCACUUCAGCUCCUGCUCAAGCUAAAGCUCCACAGUUCAUAUCAUCUCUUUUCAGCGCUGAUCCACUGCCUGCACCUUCAACAUCGUCCAAGCCUACCACAAUUGUAGGCGCACCUUCCAAUGCUCCUCUCGUAGGCGAUACAAGUACCUUUGAAGGAUUGGGCAUGGAUCCUCUUCUCGUUAGACACCUGAAGAACAAGAUGCACGUGGAAAGACCGACUGGUAUUCAAAGAUCCUGUUUACCUCAUAUGCUUUCGUCACCACUCGAUCCCGAUCAAUUGAAGGACACGUCAACGCCACUUCGAGAUGUACUAAUUCAAGCUCAGACUGGUUCAGGUAAAACUUUAUCAUACCUACUUCCUAUCAUUCAGACUUUAUUACCUCUAUCAAAGUUAUCUUACAUCGAUAGAUCAAUAGGUACAUUAGCUAUCAUCCUGGCACCUACUAGAGAAUUAGCUCAACAAAUCUCCAAAGUAGUAGAACAGUUGAUUUCUAUGAGUUUGACGUUGGAUGAAGAUGAUGAUAGACAAUUUACUAGAUGGCUCGUAUCAGGUUUACUCACAGGUGGAUCAACAAGAACACAUGAAAAAGCAAGAUUGAGAAAAGGUGUUCCUAUAUUAGUUUCUACACCCGGUCGAUUGUUGGAUCAUUUACAGAACACCACCUCAUUCCAGUGUGCUAAAACGAUGUUUCUGGUUCUGGACGAAGCUGAUAGAUUGAUGGAUUUGGGUUUCGAAGAAACGAUCAAAGGUAUCUUGAGAGCAUUAGAAGGUAGAAGGAAAAAUGAAAUUCAAAUCGAAAAAGAGAUGGAUGAAGAAGGUGGUGGUUUGAUGAGAUGGGGAUUCUGGAACAGAGGUAGAACGAAUAUUCUUUGUUCGGCAACUGUAGAUGCCAAAGUUGAGAAAUUAUCUGGAAUGGCUUUAAGGGAUCCUGUGCUUUUCAAAUCAGGUAAAGAAAACAAAGAUAUCGAUGGAAAUGUCGUCACGAAAGAAGAUGGAAAAGAAAAUGAUGCUGUCAAAGCUGCAAUGGAAGAAGCUGGAGCUAUUGUCAUUCCACAAGAAUCAGAAGAUAAAUUCACACCUCCAAGUCAAUUAUCACAAAAAUACGUUGUGACUCCAACCAAAUUACGUCUGGUAGCACUCGUAGCUUUGUUAAGAUCAAUCAUCGCUACUGCCGUCAAACAAGAUUCAGCAAAAGGAACGAAAAUAAUCGUUUUCUUGAGUUCAACAGAUUCAGUUGAUUUCCAUUGGAAACUCCUUGGAGGAAUAAAAAUGGGUGACGAACCUCCCCCCGUUGAAGAUGACGAGACAGAUGAUGAUGAAGAAGAAGGGAAAGAGAGUGCGGAUGAAGAUGGUAUUCCUACUAAACCAAAGAAAGUGAAGUCCAAGAAAGGAAAAACAAACGAUUCGGAAGUCAUCACACUUACUUCACCUUUAUUCCCCAAUACGACCUUACAUCGAUUGCACGGAUCAUUACCUCUUCGGACACGAUUGGCAUCACUCAAGUCAUUCGCCGGUGCAUCUUCUCAGCCUUCGGUCUUAUUUGCUACGUCUGUAGCUUCUAGAGGGUUGGAUUUACCACUUGUACGAGCUGUAGUUCAAUACGAUCUUCCAACAGAAGGAGGAGCCAACGAGUACGUUCACAGAGUUGGUAGAACAGCGAGAGCAGGUAAAGGUGGUGAAGCUUGGGCGUUCGUAGCCCCAAGUGAAACAGAUUGGAUACCUUGGGUAGAAUCAAAAAUGGGUACUGCAGAAGGUAAAGGUGGGGUCAGAUUAGGUCAAGUUGGUGUUGAAGAUUUAUUGAGGAAAGGUUUCGGUGGAAAAAGCUAUGAAUUUGAAGGAAGAGCUACUGAGGCUCAAUUGAGUUUCGAAAGAUGGGUCUUAGAUAGCGACGUUAACGCCGCUCUUGCCCGUCGAGCAUUUUCAUCUUAUAUAAGAGCAUAUUCGACACAUCCAUUAGAAGAAAAGAAAUUCUUCCAUAUCAAAACUAUUCAUUUAGGACAUUUAGCUAAAUCAUUCGCACUUCGAGAAGCUCCUGGACAAUUAUCAGUUCCCACGAUUAAAUCCAAAGCCAAAAUAACAAGUUCAGCUACUGCACCUUCCAACAAAAAGAGGAAGCAUAACGAUGACGAUGAUGAAGAUGGAGAAGAUACUGAACAGAAGGGAGGUAAAGAAUUAACUGCGAGAAACGAAACUGAGAGGAGAAUGUACGAAGCAGUUAGGAAACAAGGUAGAAUGAUCAAAUCAGGUGGUAAAUUAGGUGAAUUCAAUAAAAUCAAAGGGAACAGUAGAAUCAACACUUCAGUAGGUGGAGGUGGUGGUGGUGAAUUCCAAGUUUACGGUACGGGUGAAUUGGAAAGAAUGGUUUCUGGAAAACGAUGA